Messenger RNA from Anguilla rostrata (American eel), 2195 nucleotides. RefSeq names its product transmembrane protease serine 2-like. Gene Ontology annotation, cellular component: membrane. Bases 172 to 1791 code for a protein of 539 amino acids. NCBI's taxonomy places the organism in Eukaryota, Metazoa, Chordata, Actinopteri, Anguilliformes, Anguillidae. The transcript has 14 exons. Gene Ontology annotation, molecular function: protein binding; serine-type endopeptidase activity. The record is from RefSeq and is a predicted model, not a curated record. Gene Ontology annotation, biological process: protein autoprocessing.
UCCACAGAGGAGUGGCUGAUCUUGAAAUGUCACACCUAGACCCAGCUCAGACCUCUCCUCUGCCCACCCUGUUGCACAACACGAGCGGACUUUUACGGGGAUGAUUCCGCUCCAAAGGACAGAUGGAGGCAUAGCUCGCUGGAGGCCAAGACCUGCGGCAUAAGUACAACUAUGACCACCAAUGGGCAGGAUUCUGGGCCCUGCUUUGUGAACCAUGGCUUCCAGCAGGAAGUAGAGGAAAGGCCCCCUCCCUUCAACCCAUCCACGAGUCUGUAUCCGCAGCUGUCCCAGGACCGCCCCUCUGACGUGCCCCAGUACAUCCCCCAUAAUGCCCCUAGUGUCUCAGCUCUUGCCCCUGCUGUUGCCCCUGCUCUGACCCCUGCUGAUGCCCCCUCUCUGACCCCUGCUGAUGCCCCCUCUCUUACCCCUGCCGCUGCCCCUGCUGUUGCGCCUGCUCUUACCCCUGCUGUUACCUCUGCUGUUGCCCCGGUUGUUGCCCCUGCCCUUGCCCCGGCUGACACCAGCGUCACCAUGAGCAGCCCUAUGCCGGAGCAGGCAGCACCAGCGCGGUACAGAAAAGGAGUUAAUACAACUUGCUUUAAAUGGCUUGGGGUCGGAUUGGUCAGCGUGUUGCUGCUCCUGGUGGUUGCUGCUGUUCUGCUGUGGUACUUCUUGUCCUCCAGGUGUCUUUCCGGGUUGUCCUGCAAUGGCGGGGGUCACUGCAUCAGCGCCUCCCAGUGGUGUGAUGGGGUAAUUGACUGUCCGGGGGCGCAGGACGAGGCACAGUGCUGUAAGUCCACUGCCACCUGCGAUGACAUCAUUUUGGGGGUUGGGGCGGGGAUUCAGGCUGGGACGGAGAGUGUCUCGGCGGCGGCAUGCGGCCUGAUUGGAUACGACAGAGAGACGUACGUUACCUCUGAAGAGGUCGGUUUCUAUGACGCUGACGGGUACAUGCAGCUGAUAUAUGGGUCAGACCCUGAUCUCAUUCUGCAGCAGAACCUCGUCAGUAGCGAAUCCUGUCCUGCCAAUCUCGUCGUCUCACUGCGCUGCAUCGAUUGCGGUACCCGAGUCCCCCCGGCUCGGAUCGUGGGAGGGGAGGUGUCCACCAAGGGGGCAUGGCCGUGGCAGGUCAGCCUUUGGGCUGGGUUUACGCACAUGUGCGGCGGGUCCAUUAUCACCCCCUACUGGAUAGUGACGGCAGCGCAUUGCCUGGAAACGUUUAAUGAUCCCAGUGACUGGACUGUGUACGCCGGACGCCUGGACCAGUACGACAUGUUCAGCGCCACAGGAAGCUCCGUCUCCCGCCUCAUCUCCCACGCCUAUGACAGCUCAUCACAGACCAAUGACGUCGCUCUCAUGAAGCUGAGUCGACCACUUAAAAUGUCAGAUGUCGUGAAGCCCGUGUGUUUGCCGAACGCUGGGAUGGACUUCGUCGCCCCCAGAACGUGCUGGACUUCAGGAUGGGGAGCCAUACGCGAAAUGGGACCCUCCUCCCAGUUUCUGAGGGACGCCGAAGUUCCGCUGAUCGACAGGUCGCUCUGCAACAGCUCGCUGGUGUACGACGGAGCGAUCGCCGGCACCAUGGUGUGCGCGGGCUACCUGGAGGGCGGAGUGGACUCCUGCCAGGGCGACAGUGGGGGACCCCUGGUGACAGAAGAGGCGUCUGUAUGGUGGCUCGUAGGGGACACUAGCUGGGGCUUCGGCUGUGCCAGGCCCAACAAACCCGGUGUCUAUGGCAACGUGCCGGCCUUCUUGGGCUGGAUCUACGAACAAAUGCAGAACUACAGAUGAACAAACCUGUUGGAUCUCACCGUACACAAAUUGCCAAAGAAACUCCAGAAAGUCUGAUAUCUUUAGAUCUAAGAUUUCCAUUUCUUUUAGAUGAAGAAGUAGGUUGUUUACUUUAUUCUCUUGUGUACUCUAAAAAGAUUUGAGUUUAAAUAUUUCCCCCCAUCAAUGGACUGUUGAAUGUAAAUACACUAAAUACAUUAAAUGUAAUACAUUAAAUGUAAAUCUGAUUCACAACUGAAGUGUACCACAUCUGAUACAUUUCAAAGAACCAACACUGUCUACACUUAUUUAUUGGUAUUUUCAUAAGAUCUACGCAUGUUAAAAAAUUUCAGAAAUUAAACUAUCAUCAUUAAAUUGUAGUAUAAAUAUAACGCGUUUGGACAAAUUCAGUGACCAAGUGUCUU